This is a messenger RNA of Gadus chalcogrammus (walleye pollock), 6656 nucleotides long. RefSeq names its product CSC1-like protein 2. The transcript has 26 exons. Gene Ontology annotation, molecular function: nucleic acid binding; calcium-activated cation channel activity. The record is from RefSeq and is a predicted model, not a curated record. The coding region runs from base 1679 to 4237 and encodes 852 amino acids. Gene Ontology annotation, cellular component: plasma membrane. Lineage: Eukaryota; Metazoa; Chordata; Actinopteri; Gadiformes; Gadidae.
CACCGGCCUCAGCCUUAAUAUUCUUAAUGUUAAUACAUUUUAUGACUGGGUGUGCUCCUUAUCCUUAAUAAUAAUAUGAAUGCCGGGCCUUCUCCAUAGCUUAAAUAAUAUUAACGGAGUAUGAAUCAUAUUUCAGUGGAUUGGUGGGGCCUUGAUGUUAGUCUGAAGAGUUUUGUAGAAACGAUCACGUGACUGUUCUGGUCCUCGAUAGAUUCUCUAGACCUCUACCAGGUCCUCUAUUUCUGUAUCCAUGAUACAGGCCCUCCAGUUCUCUACGCGGUCCUCUUGUCCUCUGUAGAUUAUACAGGUCCUCCAUUCCUCUACCAGGUUCUCUACUCCACUGUAGAUGACCAUACAGGUCCUCUAGGCUCAUCAAUACAGCACUCGCCCUCUUCAGAACAUUGUGAUUAGGGAUGUUGUUUUGGUCCAUCCAAACCCCCAACUAACUAACCCUAACCCAAAGCGACACCUACUAUCACACAUGGUCAGAGUUGACCACUUGUGGAGAUGGAUGGUUAAAUGUUUCAAUUCAUUGAAUGCAAGGCAGCUGAGAUGUAGUCGGCUGUAGCCUGGAUUUGAACAAAGGCCGGCUACAGUUUUUAGACAUGUGACCCCAAUUUUUGUUUAUAAAGACCAAAACAUCUUAUCUGUACUGUCUAACCCCUACCUGCUCCUUAAUGACCUUUCUUUGUACUGUCCAACUCCUACCUGCUCCUUAACGACCUGUCUCUUUACUAUCCAACCCCUACCCGCUCCUUAAUGACCCGUCUAUGUACUGUCUAACCCCUACCUGCUCCAAAUGACCUUUCUCUGUACUGUCUUUCCACUACCUGUCCAUGUUGCUGUAUUCACUGUCAAAGCCCUACCUGCUAUUGACCAGACUUUGAUAAAGUAUAGGUUAUAUACUCAGAUUUGACACAAAAAGCGGCAUGUUUACUGAUUUCUGGGGUUGUUUGUAGUUGAAGAUAUGAGGCCUAAAAAAAUAAAGUUUGGUUCCUGUUGGUUGUCAGUUGAGGUCAUGGGCAGGUAGGGAAUUUAUUUUAUUUUUUCCAGUGGCAGCGAAUGAUAGGUAGGUUGUUUUCAUUUAAAAACGAGAGAAUGCGCUCAUCCUUGUACAGAAUGAAGAGGUGCUAAAAAAAACGUAAUUAUAGUUUGAUCAAAACUUUGCUUUUUUUUUAAAUUCUUCUUUUUUUUUUCAAGAUCAUAAAAAAAUUUGGGUCACACAUAAAUUGACAGGGUCGGUCGGAAACCUUCAGAAUUUUUUUUUAGGCCCGAUAUUGUGGUGUUGGCAUCUCUUCAUUAGCAUCUGGCUGCAAGAGAUAAGAGCUAGUUGUGUUCCGAUAGUCUUCUACUGGGAACCAGCCUAUAGCAGGAUGACGCACUGCUUGAGUAAAUUCUGUAUCUGCGGACAACACCCAACCGGCAUUAACCCUAGAUAGCUAGAGUUAGCUCUAGUUAUCCAAUGACAACUAGUGUCGGCUUCGUUAGCCCAGACGUAUCAAUGUUCGAUCUAAUAUCUCAGGAUCUAACCAUGUUUCUCCUUGCUUAUUGUCGUAUUGGCAACUUAGGGUUGGUUUGAGUUAAAUAGGAGAGCACAGCACUGCCAGGGUGAGGGGUACAAUUCCCACUAGAAGAGCAAGGCAUUAACAAGAUCUUCCAGGAGGAUGUGGAUCUGAGGAUGCUCAGAGUGCUGAUCGUAACCAUGGUGAUGUUUGGGGCGGGGCAGGCGUGCAAGGCGGGCCAGGAGAACUGUUCUGUGAACAACGAUGCCAAGGACUACUGCUACUCGGCCCGUAUUCGCAGCACGGUCCUGCAGGGCCUGCCCUUCGGGGGCGUGCCCACCGUCCUGGCGCUGGACUUCAUGUGCUUCCUGGUUCUCCUAUUUGUCUUCUCCAUCCUGCGGAAGGUUGCCUGGGACUAUGGACGGCUGGCCCUGGUCACUGACGCAGACAGAUGGAAGAAGCGUUUCAGCGAACUACACGAUCAGGGAUACCGGAGGAGAGACAGAGAUGACUAUGAGCCGAUGAAGAGUGUUGCCUCGGCGAUGCACUCGGAGACACCGGACCGCUACGAACGGCUCACCUCCGUCUCCAGCUCAGUAGACUUCGACCAGCGAGACAAUGGCUUCUGCUCCUGGCUGACGGCCAUCUUCAGAAUAAAGGACGAGGAGAUCCGGGAGAAGUGUGGGGAGGACGCGGUGCACUACCUGUCCUUCCAGCGCCACAUCAUCGGGCUGCUGGUGGUGGUGGGCGUGCUGUCGGUGGGAAUCGUACUACCGGUCAACUUCUCUGGAGACCUGCUGGAAAACAACGCCUACAGCUUUGGAAGGACCACGAUCGCCAACCUGAAGUCUGGGACCAACCUGCUGUGGCUCCACACGUCGUUCGCCUUCAUGUAUCUGCUGCUGACCGUCUACAGCAUGAGGAGACACACGUCCAAGAUGCACUACAAAGAGGAUGACCUGGUGAAACGCACUUUAUUUAUCAACGGGAUAUCCAAGUACGCAGAAGAGAGCCAGAUCAAGCAGCACUUUGAACAAGCGUAUGAGAACUGCACGGUUCUGGAGGCCCGGAUCUGCUACAACGUGGCCAAACUCAUGUCUCUCAAUGCUGAACGGAAGAAGACGGAGAGAAGUAAGAAGUUCUUCACAGACCUGAUGGCCAAGGAGCACAUGCCCACCAUGAUCAACCCCAAGCCCUGUGGACACCUGUGCUGCUGCGCCAUCACGGGCUGUGAGGAGGAGGAGGCGGUGAGCUACUACACCAAGAGGGAGUCCAAGCUGAAGGAGGAGUACAGGAAGGAGAAGGAGAAGGUCAACACCAAGCCUCUGGGCAUGGCCUUUGUCACGUUCCAGAACGAAGCCAUGACCGCCAUCAUCCUGAAGGACUUCAACGCGUGUCAGGUGCAGGGCUGCCACUGCCGGCAGGAGCCGCGCUCCUCCACCUCCAGCGAGAGCCUCCACGUGUACAACUGGAGCGUCAGCUACGCCCCGGACCCCCAGAACGUCCGCUGGGAACAUCUUUCUCUAGGGGGGAUCUCUUGGUGGAUCCGCUGCUUCAUCAUAAACUGCAUCCUCUUCCUCCUCCUCUUCUUCCUCACCACCCCCGCAAUAAUUAUCUCCACCAUGGACAAGUUCAACGUUACGAAACCAGUCGAGUACCUCAACAACCCCAUCGUGACCCAGUUCUUCCCCACCCUGCUCCUCUGGGCGUUCUCCGCCCUGCUCCCCACCAUCGUCUACUACUCCGCCUUCUUCGAAGCCCAUUGGACCAGGUCGGGGGAGAACAGAACCACCAUGCACAAGUGUUACACCUUCCUCAUCUUCAUGGUCCUUCUGCUGCCCUCCCUAGGGCUCAGCAGCCUGGAUGUGUUUUUCCGCUGGCUGUUUGAUAGGAAGUUCCUGGCCGAUGCCACCGUCAGGUUUGAGUGUGUGUUCCUGCCUGACAACGGGGCGUUCUUCGUGAACUACGUGAUUGCGUCAGCGUUCAUUGGUAACGCCAUGGACCUGCUGCGCAUACCGGGCCUCCUGAUGUACAUGAUCCGCCUUCUGAUGGCCCGCUCGGCCGCCGACCGCCGCAACGUCAAGAGACACCAGGCCUAUGAGUUUCAGUUUGGGGCAGCGUACGCCUGGAUGAUGAACGUCUUCACCGUGGUGAUGGCCUACAGCAUCACCUGCCCCAUCAUAGUCCCCUUCGGUCUCAUGUACAUGCUGCUGAAGCAUCUGGUGGACCGCUACAACAUGUACUACGCCUACCUGCCCUCCAAGCUGGACAAGAAGAUCCACUCCAGCGCCGUCACCCAGGUGGUGGCCGCGCCCAUCCUCUGCCUCUUCUGGCUGCUCUUCUUCUCCACCGUCCGCACAGGUUUCGUGACGCCCACCUCCAUGUUCACCCUGGUGGUCCUGAUCGUCACCAUCGUGGUCUGUCUGUCCCACGUCUGCUUCGGGCACUUCAAGUACCUCAGUGCCCACAACUACAAGAUCGACACGAAGGAGAGUGAAGUGGACGUGGUGGAGAACGGCCGUCCAGCGAGACCCACCUCGUCUCCAUCCAGUAAAGCUCAGCAGCAGAUGUACAUCGCCCACGUGCUGCAGGAGGAGGGAGGCGUGGGAGCAGCCGAGGAGGACCGCAGCUCCUCCCAGGAUGAGGAGCUGAUGAACGGGGGGAACAUCAACGAGGCCGACUUCCUGUCCGGGGAGGACAGCCUCAUCGCCAACGAGGCAACAACCGAUGUCUGAAACACCCCAGACCUCCAUUUGGGAAACAGCUGGGAGGUGAGGCUAGCACGUUCCCACUGGAAGAAUGUGACUACAGGACCUGGUCAUGGCGGCCUUCAUUCAUUCACCCGGCGGCCAUCUUGGUUCAAAGUGCUCUGGUACUCCUCUGUGAAUGAGACCCACAGGGUUUUAGUUCCCCUAGUAGAAUCAGAACACCUCUGGUUUCACCUUGUUUGCACUCUUAUUGUUGAAAAUGCUUACUCGAGUAUAGAAAAGCCUUUUUUAGAAGGGCUAUGUUCCACUUGUCCUCCCCUAUAACUGCAGAGCAGAGAGCAGAACUCUGUUGGCGGGAAUGCUAAGAGCUGGGGCCUACCCUCUCCCCAAACUAGUCUUUAACACCUUGAUCCACUUCUACACAAGAUCCAUCUUCACCCAAAGGUUUAGGAAUCCAGAAGUUUGAUCCUCUGGAGGUUUAGAGGUGAACCUCCAGAUGUUUAGAGAACAACCUCUGGAUGUUAAGAGGUGGAGCUCCAGAUGUUUAGAGGUGAACCUCCAGAUUUUUAGAGAACAACCUCUGGAUGUUAAGAGGUGGAGCUCCAGGUGUUCAGAGGUGAACCACCAGAUGUUCAGAGGUGAACCUCCAGAUGUUUAGAGGUGAACCUCCAGAUGUUUAGACGUGAACCACCAGAUGUUCAGAGGUGGACCUCCAGUUGUUUAGAGGUGGACCUCCAGAUGUUCAGAGGUGAACCUCCAGAUGUUUAGAGGUGAACCUCCAGAUGUUUAGAGGUGAACCACCAGAUGUUUAGAGGUGAACCACCAGAUGUUUAGAGGUGAACCUCCAGAUGUUCUAGAGGUGAACCUCCAGAUGCUCUAGAGAUGAACCUCCAGAAGUUUAGAGGUGAACUUCCAGAUGUUUAAAGGUGAACUUCCAGAUGGUGGAACCCUUAAUGUUUUGAGGAGAAACGCUGAGUCUUAGAGAACCAAUGACCUAGCUCGGCCCAUCAGCGGCGAUGUCAGAGUGUUAUCAAAGUAAUGAUGAGGUCGGUCAUGGAUGGGGGAGUGGUGUUGUUGGGCGGGUUUAUGUAAAUGAGCGGGGUGGGUUGUGAGCUGAUCUCGGGUUUGCCGUGGUAACUGCGUUGCUUAGUUUGAGCCCUUUCUUGGCUUCUCCUGCUGUAGUUACCAUGGUAACACUUUCUCCUCCUGAAUGACUUGGCUACUGACGUAGUGGGGAUGGGAGCCCGGGUGGGGUUAUGUAAAUUAGUUACUUACACUGAACAAUGCAGAGGAGAUGCUAAAUGUGAACGGCUGGUUUUUCAGAUCAUUGCAAUAAAAACGCUUCUAGCAACUCAUUCUCUUAGAGCAGCCGCCCCAGUCAGUCUCAGGUGUGUUUACAUCACUUUGUUCUCAAGUCCGUCUGUAGCGUUUUGUCUUACGUGUGGCUGUUUGAUACGGAGCUAGACUAUGAAAGCUGUAGCCACGCCCCCCACCACGGUCCAAUACGUGUAACAAAGUGAAACUACGUUGGGGAGCGCUGGGGAACAGCUUCUGAGAAGCCUCCCUCCCGCAGAGCGUGGCUACACGCUGGAGGAUGGAGCGCUCCUGUGUCAAACCUUUUCUAUUCCGCGUCGUCUGAAGCCGCCUUGGCACACCGGUGCUGGUCUGGACCGGUCUAGUCUAGUCGCUGGGUGGUUGGUUAGAGGGUGUGGUCCGACUACUGGGCGGGCGGUACUAUAUAUAUUGGUGGGUUGCCCCCUGGAGGCGUAACGCGGUACUGCGUGAAGGGGCGUGGACAUAUUUUGUAAAGCUAUGUUGAACAGUGUUUGAUACCGAACAUGUGUUGAUGAAAUGUUGAUAGCUGUUGUAACAUGUAAUAUACUGACCGGUUUCUCUUAGUCCUUUUUUUUAUUGUCGCUUAAGAUAUUUAAUUUAUGAACAGAAUGUGAACUUAAAGAUGAAUUAGUGUGAAACAUAAUGGGAUAGGGAACUAUUGGCUUAAAGCUUGGGGUUGGAUGUAAAUAAAACACCAUGUAUAUACAGCCAUCAGACUGCACUGUUGCUCAUACUAACAUGUCCUAGAGAUGUAGUCCAUGUCUCCAACACUGGGGGCGCUGUGUAUGAAUAUAGCGCCACCAUAACCCUUUUGGCUUUCUACUCCACAGUCUGAGACUAACCCUUACCGUGACCCCUGACCUUAACCCUGAUCCCAACCCUGACCCUACCCUGAUCCCUGACCCUAAACCCUGACUCGAACCCUGAACCAUGACCAAAACCCUGACCCCUGACCCCUGACACCGACCCUGAACCCUGACCUAAAUCUACAUCCUGUUCAUUAUUGACUCGAUCCUUUAGGGAGCACAGCGACACAUCAUCAACGUUUUCUUGAUCAAUAAAGUUGGCGCUCAUCCUUCAAAAUGUUAUUGAGUGUUUUGUUGGAUCACAA